Molecule: messenger RNA, 1579 nt
Organism: Mugil cephalus (flathead mullet)
Lineage: Eukaryota; Metazoa; Chordata; Actinopteri; Mugiliformes; Mugilidae
Product: hydroxycarboxylic acid receptor 2-like
Exons: 3
Coding region: 215-1309 (364 amino acids)
Biological process (GO): G protein-coupled receptor signaling pathway
Cellular component (GO): membrane
Molecular function (GO): G protein-coupled receptor activity
Source: RefSeq, a predicted model, not a curated record
CAUCCGCCCAGUUCUUCCUCCACCACUUUAUGAAUGAGACGUGAAACGGAUUUCACCGACAUAAAAAAGAAGAAGGUGAAAAGCGGAAGCAGCAUAUUUCCUGAUCUUGAAUCUUUCUGUUGGUGUGGUCAUCUCGUGCUUCCCCUUCUCCUCCAACCACAAACCCACAACUAUUUAUACUAAACAUAAUCCUCUCUCAGGGCCUUUAGCCACGAUGCUCUCAGAGACCAACUUCACCUCAAAUAUAAACCUCACCACCCUUCCUCCUGGAGGGGGCGGUCGUGGUGGGGGCUGCCCCCCAGUGGGUAUCCAGCUGGAGGGCGUGAUCCUGCCCCCCGUCCUCACCAUCGACGUGGUCCUGGGGCUCCUGGGGAACAUGGUGGCCCUGUGGAUCUUCUGGUUCAAGCUGAAGACGUGGAACCCCAACACCUUGUUCCUCUUCAACCUGGUGAUCGCAGACUUCAUGGCCCUGGUCAGCCUUCCUCUCAGGAUCGAUGCUUUGCUCAGGGGACACUGGGUGUUUGGAGACGGCUUGUGCCGGGUCAACCUCUUCCUGAUGUUUUCCAACCGCUCGGCCAGCAUCGCACUCAUGACCGUGGUGGCGAUUUACCGCUACUUCAAGGUGGUCCAUCCUCAUCACCGCUUCAACCGUAUGACCAAGCGCCAGGCUGCCGUCGUGUCUGUGUUUGUCUGGAUGCUGGUGAUCAGUCCUCGGGUUCCCAUGCUGGCUUACAACCACAUCAAGGGCAGCGGCGACCGCACCCAGUGCUUCUUCUUCACCUCCUACAAAGAGGCGUCCCGCGCCAUCAUCAUCCUGGUGGGCAUGCACCGCAUCCUGACGGUGCUGGAGUUCAUCCUCCCUAUGGCCAUGCUCCUCUUCUGCUCCGUCCGGAUCUCCAGCUUCCUCCGGGGCCGACAGAUGGGGAAACCCAACAAGGUGCGCAAGGCGAUGCGGAUGUGCGCCGCCAUCGUGGCCGUGUUCAUGGUGUGCUUCCUCCCCACCACGGUGACCACCAUCGGGGUGUGGGUGAUCCGCUCGUACCGGCCCUGGGACUGCUCCGCCUUCUACACCUUCACCCAGCUCACCAUCGUUUCUCUGGGGCUGAACUUCCUGAACUCGGCCCUGGACCCCGUCGUCUACGUCUUCUCCAGCUCCAUGUUCAGGAAGGCCCUGGUGGAGGCGCUGCCCUGCGGGGGGUGCUGCAGACGGGACGCAGUCGAGGACUCAAAGUCCUCCUCUGGAGCUCAGACCACCACCCAGCAGGAGCUGAAGUCUAUGAGGUCGGACAGAGGGAGCGAGGACAUGUGAGGAGCUGCUCCUCAUUGUUUGUUGUUUUUUAACAUGUUCAGUUACAUCAACAUAUGAUCCAUGUGAUAUACUGUGUACAUAUAUAUAUAUCGUAUUUUAAAUUCCUGUUCCUUUUCUAUGAACACAAAGACCCUGGACAUGUUAGUGUCCUGUUCAGUUUCUCAACUGUUUUUCUGUCAGAAAAUACCAAAUGAAUCUUUCUGCAAAACUUCACAUUUUAGCAGCUGCACGUUAAACUCAAAAGUUGUUUAUAAAAGUUUUUGUACCACG